Molecule: messenger RNA, 1991 nt
Organism: Salvelinus sp. IW2-2015
Lineage: Eukaryota; Metazoa; Chordata; Actinopteri; Salmoniformes; Salmonidae
Product: monocarboxylate transporter 4
Biological process (GO): monocarboxylic acid transport; transmembrane transport
Cellular component (GO): plasma membrane
Molecular function (GO): monocarboxylic acid transmembrane transporter activity
Source: RefSeq, a predicted model, not a curated record
AGCCAGGCGGCUACACGCGACACUGGAGUAGUUCAUACAGCAGACGCGCACCUCACAUCCCAUUCAGAGGGUUACAGCUGCAUCAAGGUUCUGACCCAAGCUGACGGGACAGAGGGUUGAGGGAAUCUCCUAGCAGAGAGCAUCAUGGGAGGAGCCGUGGUAGACGAUGAGCCUAGUGAUGUGAAGGCGCCAGACGGAGGGUGGGGCUGGGCCGUGCUGGCCGGAGGGUUUGUCAUCACUGGGUUCUCCUACGCCUUCCCCAAGGCUGUCAGUGUGUUUUUCAAGGAGUUGAUCAGGGAGUUCGGAGUGGGAUAUAGCGACUGUGCAUGGAUUUCUUCUAUACUGUUGGCCAUGCUCUACGGCACAGGUCCACUGUGCAGUGUGCUGGUGAACAAGUUUGGGUGUCGGCCAGUGAUGAUGGUGGGAGGGCUCUUUGCCUCCUUGGGAAUGAUUCUGGCCUCCUUGGCCACCAGUAUCAUACAUAUCUACCUUUGUACUGGAGUUAUAACAGGUCUGGGCCUGGCACUGAACUUCCAGCCAUCUCUGAUCAUGCUGAAUCGUUACUUUAGUGAGAAGAGGCCUCUAGCUAACGGACUAUCUGCUGCCGGGAGCCCCGUGGCCCUCUGCUGCCUCUCGCCUCUGGGACAGGUGCUGCAGUACUACUACGGUUGGAGAGGCGGCUUCCUCAUCCUGGGAGGUCUGCUGCUCAACUGCUGUGCAUGUGGGGCCUUGAUGAGGCCCCUGGUGGGCCCCAAGAAGCCCCAGGACCAGGAGUUGCAGGCUGUAGACCAAGCAGAAAAAAAGCCUAAUCCUCAGAAGAAGCUCCUGGACUUUAGCGUAUUUAAAGACCGAGGUUUUCUCAUCUAUGCCAUAGCUGCGUCCAUCAUGGUACUGGGUCUGUUUGUGCCCCCUGUGUUUGUGGUGAGCUAUGCCAAGGAGAUGGGAAAUGAAGACACCAAGUCUGCCCUCCUCCUCACCAUCCUAGGGUUUGUUGAUAUCUUCGCCCGGCCCACGUGUGGGCUGAUCGCGGGGAUGAAGUGGGUCCGUCCUAGAUGUGUGUAUCUGUUCAGCUUCGCCAUACUCUUUAAUGGCAUCACCGACGUGGUCAGCUCACAGGCGACAGACUACCCUGGUCUGGUGGUGUUCUGUAUAUUCUUUGGGCUCUCUUACGGGAUGGUAGGGGCGCUGCAGUUCGAGGUUCUCAUGGCCAUCGUGGGCACCAAGAAGUUCUCCAGCGCUUUAGGAUUGGUGUUGCUCAUGGAGGCAAUCGCUGUGCUGGUGGGACCGCCUGGAGCAGGUCGUCUGCUGGACACUACCCAUAACUACAUGCAUGUGUUCCUGCUGGCUGGCUGUGAGGUCAUUCUGGCCUCCAUUGUCAUCUGCCUGGGCAACUUCCUGUGCAUCAAGAAGAAGCCAGACGAGCCCGAAGCCCAUCUAGAGAAUGGAGCCCCCGCAGAGAUGGAGAAGCUCAACAGCCUGCCAGAGGGAGGGAAGACUGAGAGCGAGCAGUCGGACGGGUGACGGUAUUUGUUUAUGGAGACACUCCCCAGUGAGGAGAGAUUAAAGAAACUAAGGAAUUCUUCUUUACUCCUGAGUGACAGUGUCUUCCAGUGACGUGAGAUCUUGAAGUGACUUCUUUCCAAAGACAAGAAACAUCUCUGUAAGAGAAGAGUUUAAUUAUUAUAAUGAUUUUUUUAAGACCUCGAGCUGGUUUCCCAAGCCCAGAUUCAGCUUAGUCCUGGACUGAGACGCAUGCUCAAUGGAAAUUCUUAAUUGAAAGUGUUUUUUAGUUCAGYACUAGGUGUGAUCUGUGUCUGAGAAAGUAGCCACAAAAGUAUUAUUUCAACUACCCAUGUUGUGGCAGGUUGCAGGCAACAUGGGUUAUUUUAUGAUUGAUGGUGUGACAUACUAUUUUAUUAAAGGUCCAAUGCAACAGUUUUUAUCUCUAUAGCAAAUCAUUUCUGGGUAACAAUUUAAGUACUUUACUGUGA